UGUAAACAACGUGCGGAUACCGAAACUGUACAAAUGGCCGGCGCUUUGGGUCAACUCAGUUGUCUAUUAUCUACGCUUUCAUGCUGUUUUCCAAUUUUUUCCUUAUCCUUCGUGUACUUUUGUCUCCAGAGUCGUCUUAAAAGUAAGCGUAUGUUUUGCAAUACCUGCGGCGGUUAUUUGGGGUAUUAUUGGCGGCCAUCGUAAAAUAAUGUAAAAUUAUAUUGUAUCUCAAAAUUUCAAUUCUUUAAUUUAAAGCAAAA
Molecule: messenger RNA, 260 nt
Organism: Teleopsis dalmanni
Lineage: Eukaryota; Metazoa; Arthropoda; Insecta; Diptera; Diopsidae
Exons: 2
Source: RefSeq, a predicted model, not a curated record